This is a messenger RNA of Cucurbitaria berberidis CBS 394.84, 858 nucleotides long. RefSeq names its product PQ loop repeat protein-like protein. NCBI's taxonomy places the organism in Eukaryota, Fungi, Ascomycota, Dothideomycetes, Pleosporales, Cucurbitariaceae. The record is from RefSeq and is a predicted model, not a curated record. Bases 1 to 858 code for a protein of 285 amino acids. The transcript has 3 exons.
AUGAUAUAUGCAGACCACCAAAGGUGCCGGGAGCUGGCUCGUCCAGAUCUCGUCAACUUCUCCGUCUCGGUCUUUAUAGUCCUGGGCAUACUCGUCUCGUACCUCCCGCAACACUACAAACUAAUAUCGCGACGCUCCUCGCGGGGUCUCAGCCCUCUGUUCGUCCUCCUCGGCACAAUAUCCGGCACAGCUAGCAUUGCGAACAUCUUGACACUGCCUGAGAGUACAAGAGACAUGGCGUGUUGCAAGGAGAUUGGCAAGUUCCCGUGCGCAGCCGCGUUGCUGGGUAUUGCACAGAUUGGCGUGCAGUGGACGUGUUUCUUCUUCAUCAUGCUCCUUUUCCUCAUCUUCUUCCCCCGGAACCCACCAGCCGCUGAAGAGGAACAAGACACCAACAUGCCCACCUGGAAAGAAGCUAUUCUCGUCCUCGCCCUCUCUUUGACCUUCUUCAUCAUCGCAUUCAUCGGCUCCAUCGUCUUCGUCUACGCUCUACCUUCCCACGUUCGUGGCUGGGCUAACUUUCUCGGUCUUUUAGCCACUGCACUUGCCGCUGUACAGUACAUACCGCAGAUCAUCAUGACAUGGAGACUGCAGGAGACUGGUAGCUUGUCGAUACCUAUGAUGUGUAUACAGACGCCUGGGAGUUUUGUCUUCGCGGCAAGCUUAGCUACAAGAUUAGGCCCAGAGGGCUGGAGCGCGUGGGGACUGUUUAUCUUCACGGGUUGCUUGCAAGGUUGCUUACUCGUAAUGAGCUUAUGGUUUUGCUGGAGGGACAGGCAAGCACAAAAGAGUGUGGAGGAAGGUCCUAUUCGGGAUCAUGAGCAGACGCCGCUGUUACGUGAUGGCAGAGACAGCUGA